Molecule: messenger RNA, 3355 nt
Organism: Phragmites australis (common reed)
Lineage: Eukaryota; Viridiplantae; Streptophyta; Magnoliopsida; Poales; Poaceae
Product: LRR receptor-like serine/threonine-protein kinase GSO1
Exons: 1
Coding region: 190-3090 (966 amino acids)
Molecular function (GO): protein binding
Source: RefSeq, a predicted model, not a curated record
AUUCCCUGAUUGUGAUACACAGAGCAGGUAGUGUUUGACAACUCUUUUUUUCCUUCUGCAGCUUGGGCUCCUACUCUGUGCACAUGAGCGGCCACACCACAGCACUGAAGCUUAUACACUCAUCUCCAGAGUAGCAUCCUGUGAGUUCACUUCCUCUAGCUUACAGAGUUGCAUGAUACCACCUUAGCAAUGGCUAGCAAGCAGAGCAGCUUCAUUUUGCUUGCUCUUGUUCUAUCCCUGUUCUUGUGCAUUCUGGUUGUACCUGUAUGUUUAGCCACACCAGCCACAACUCCUGCUACUCUCCUGCAAGUGAAGUCCAGCCUCACUGACCCUGAGGGCGUCCUCUCCGGCUGGUCGCCGGUGGCCGACGUGUGCUCAUGGCACGGCAUGACGUGCCUACCAGGAGCGGGCAUUGUUACAGGCCUCAACUUGUCGGGGUACGGCCUGUCAGGCGUGAUACCGCCUGCGAUCGGCAGCCUCAUCUCCGUCGAGUUCAUUGACCUGUCCUCCAAUUCCCUCACCGGGCCGAUCCCGCAGGAGCUGGGCAUGCUGGAGAACCUGAGGACGCUGCUCCUCUUCUCCAACUUCCUCACCGGCACCGUCCCGCCAGAGCUCGGCCUUCUCAAGAACCUGAAAGUUCUCAGGAUCGGUGACAACAGGCUGCACGGCGAGAUCCCGCCGCACCUCGGCAACUGCACGGAGCUGGAGACGGUAGGCCUGGCCUACUGCCAGCUGAAUGGCACCAUUCCUGCUGAGCUGGGCAACCUGAUGCACCUGCAGCAGCUGGUCUUGGACAACAACACCCUCACCGGCAGUAUCCCGGAGCAGCUCGCCGGUUGCUCAAGUUUGCGCGUUCUGUCAAUGGCUGAUAACAGGCUGCAAGGCAAUAUUCCGUUGUUCAUUGGCAGCUUCAGUGAUCUUCAGUCUCUGAAUUUAGCAAAUAACCAGUUCUCCGGUGCGAUUCCGGCAGAGAUCGGUAACCUUUCCAGCUUGACGUACCUAAACCUGCUCGGCAACAGCCUGACCGGCGCCAUUCCGGAAGAACUGAACCAGCUGAGCCAGCUGCAGGUUCUGGACUUGUCCAGCAACAACGUUUCUGGAAAGAUAAGCAUCUCUGCAUCACAACUGAACAACCUGAAGUUCCUUGUACUGUCUGACAAUCUGCUUGAGGGUACCCUCCAUGAAGACCUCUGCACCGGGAACUCGAGCCUGGAGAACCUGUUCCUCUCCGGCAACAACCUCAACGGAGGCAUCGAGAGGCUGCUCAACUGCGGUGCUCUGCAGUCCAUCGACGUGUCGAAUAACAGCUUCACCGGAGCCAUACCGCCGGGCAUUGACCGGCUCUCGGGCCUCGUCAACCUUGCGCUGCACAACAACAGCUUCACCGGCGUUCUGCCCCCUCAGAUAGGGAACCUGAGCAACCUGGAGAUCUUGUCUCUGUACCACAAUAGCCUCACCGGCGUAAUCCCGCCGGAGAUCGGCAGGCUUCAGAGGCUGAAGCUCUUGUUCCUCUACGAGAACCAGAUGUCUGGAGCCAUCCCUGAUGAGCUCGCCAACUGCACGAGCUUGGAAGAGGUGGAUUUCUUCGGCAACCACUUCCAUGGCCCUAUCCCUGAAAAGAUUGGGAACCUCAUGAACUUGGCCGUGCUUCAGCUCCGGCAGAACGAUCUGUCGGGCCCCAUCCCGAUGAGCCUUGGAGACUGCAAGAGGCUCCAGGCGCUGGCAUUGGCAGACAACCGGCUCACCGGCCCGUUGCCGGAGACAUUCGGGCAGCUCACCGAGCUCAGCGUGAUCACUCUGUACAACAACUCCCUUGAGGGGCCCUUGCCGGAGUCGCUGUUCCAGCUCAAGAACCUGACGGCGAUCAACAUUGCGCAUAACCGGUUCGCCGGCAGCGUCGUUCCUCUCCUCGGCUCGAGCUCCCUCUCUGUGCUGGUGCUGACGAACAACUGCUUCUCCGGGGUGAUCCCCGCGGCGGUUGCGUGGUCGAAGGACAUGGUCCGGCUCCAGCUCGCGGGCAACCGACUCGCCGGUGCAAUACCGGCCGAGCUGGGCAACCUGACGCGCCUCCACAUGCUUGAUCUCUCGUUCAACAACCUCUCAGGUGAGAUCCCCAUCGAGCUCUCCAACUCCGCGCAGCUCACCCAUCUGAAGCUCGACGGGAACAGCCUGACGGGCAGCGUCCCUUCAUGGCUCGGCGGCCUGCGGUCCCUCGGCGAGCUCGACCUCUCGUCGAACGCGUUGACCGGCGACAUCCCGCCGGACCUCGGCAACUGCUCGGGCCUGCUCAAGCUGUCCCUCAGCGACAACCACCUCUCCGGCAGCAUCCCGCCGGAGAUCGGCCGGCUGACAUCUCUGAACGUUCUGAACCUGCACAAGAACAGCCUCACCGGCGCCAUACCGCCGGCGCUUCGGCGGUGCAACAAGCUGUACGAGCUGAGGCUGUCGGAGAACUCGCUGGAGGGCACAAUCCCGCCGGAGCUCGGGCAGCUGUCGGAGCUGCAGGUGAUACUGGACCUGAGUCGGAACAGGCUGUCCGGCGAGAUCCCGGCGUCCCUCGGUGACCUCGUGAAGCUGGAGCGGCUGAACCUGUCAUCCAACAGGCUCGACGGGCAGAUACCGUCCUCGCUGCUGCAGCUCACGAGCCUGCACCGUUUGAACCUGUCUGACAACCUCCUUUCGGGCGCGGUGCCCGCCGCGCUGUCGAGCUUCCCGGCCGCGUCAUUCGUCGGCAACGACCUCUGCGGCGCGCCGUUGCCACCCUGCCGGCCGUCGUCGUCCAGGUGGCUGCCAGGCACGGAGGUGGCCGUCAUCGUGUCGGGCAUCGCCGUCGUCUCGGCGGUCGUGUGCGUGGCGCUGCUGUACAUCAUGCUGAGGGUGUGGAGCAACUGGCGGGCGGUGUCCGUGUCCAGCUCCGACGGCGAGGAGUCGGUGCACAGCCGCGGCAGCGGCAAGUGGGGCGCCGGGGACGGCAAGUACUGGAAGGUCGGGUCGCCGGUGUCGUCGGCCGAGGAGAAGCACAGCUCGGCGUCGGAGACCAGCGUGCUCCACGGGAAGUCGACGGAGGCUGCCGGCGCCGCGAAGAGCUAGCCGCCACCUGGUCGGUGGCAAGUAGCGAACGUUGCAUGCCGGCUCUAUCUAUGAUGCCUUUGCCUGCUUGAAAUGUUUGUGUAGCAAUGCCUUAAUGGUCGUUUCUUUAAUCGAUCCCCUCUUCAUCUAUUGUGAUUGUUUCUUCAAAUUAUCUGCCAUGUUCAUUUCGUGUGUUCUUGCUCUGGAGCUGGAAACUGGAGCGAAGCAAAUCGGGAAGAGCUGGUAGAGUAGCAGUCGCUUGAUCUGUUGAUCUUGUAUACGCAUC